AACUAGGAGGUUCUCACUGCCUGAGCAGAGGCCCCACACCCACCGAGGCAUGGGGCUCCCUGGGCUGCUCUGCUUGGCCGUGCUGGCUGCCAGCAGCUUCUCCAAGGUGCAGGAGGAAGAUAUCACCCCUGUGGUCUCCAUUGCCUACAAAGUCCUGGAAGUUUUCCCCAAAGGCCGCCGGGUACUCAUAACCUGCCAUGCACCCCAGGCACCACCGCCCAUCAGCUAUUCCCUCUGUGGAACCAAGAACAUCAAGGUGGCCAAGAAGUUGGUGAAGACCCAUGAGCCGGCCUCCUUCAACCUCAACAUCACACUCAAGUCCAGUCCAGACCUGCUCACCUACUUCUGCCGGGCGGCCUCCACCUCAGGUGCCCAUGUGGACAGUGCCAGGCUGCAGAUGUACUGGGAGCUGUGGUCCAAGCCAGUGUCUGAGCUGCAGGCCAACUUCACUCUGCGGGACAGAGGGUCAGGCCCCAGGGUGGAGAUGUCCUGCCAGGCGUUCUCGGGCAGCCCACCCAUCACCUACAGCCUGGUCGGGAAGGACGGGCAGGUCCACCUGCAGCAGAGACCACGCCACGGGCAGCCUGCCAACUUCUCCUUCCUGCCGAGCCAGACAUUGGACUGGUUCCAGUGCCAGGCUGCAAACAACAUCAGUGUCCAGCACAGCGCCCUCACACUGGUGCCCCCAGGUCGUGACCAGAAGAUGGAGGACUGGCAGGGUUCCCUGGAGAGCCCCAUCCUUGCCUUGCCGCCCUACAGGAGCACCCACCGUCUGAGUGAAGAGAAGUUUGGGGGGUUCAGGAUAGGGAAUGGGGAGGUCAGAGGACACAAAGCAACAGCCAUGUAGAAUGAACCGUCCAGAGAGCCAAGCACGGCAGAGGACUGCAGGCCAUCAGCGUGCACUGUUCGUACUUGGAGUUCAUGCAAAAUGCGUGUGUUUUAGCUGCCCUUGCCACAAAAA
Molecule: messenger RNA, 961 nt
Organism: Nomascus leucogenys (northern white-cheeked gibbon)
Lineage: Eukaryota; Metazoa; Chordata; Mammalia; Primates; Hylobatidae
Source: RefSeq, a predicted model, not a curated record